UUAGAGAUUGACAUCACUGAAUAAUGAUGUUCGCUGAUAUUAAUGGUGAUGUGGUUAAAGCAAAUUUGUAUUGGGUUUUGCAAAUAUAUUUUAUUUAAAUUGCAUUAAUAUUGUUUAAAUUAUAAGAAGUGGGAAGAAAAAUUAUUUUCAUAAUAUGAACUACAAUCCAAAUGCUGGUGUAAGGAAUCUUCCUGGGUCAGGGCGUAAAUUGAAGCGGGUAAGUGAUGUUAAUGCUGUUGGCCCGACAGCUCCCUCGCCUGAAGCCACGCCUUAUUUGCAAUCAACGACAGGUCCCACUAUUUUGGAUCCCAGUGUAUCAGUUUAUACCGCCGCAGAAGCAAAUAUAACAGGGAAUUUUAAUAACGGUAUGCAUAUGCCCAAUCCGAACUAUAAUUACGCUGCGGCAUCAGCGACACUGCCGCCUCAAAUGCCACAAUAUCCAGCUACGAGUCCAGGAGGCUUCCCAGAGGAAUCACAAUUCACUCCAAUAUCCGGAUUGCAAGGGAUAAGCGGUCAAUUUCCGCAGUUAAGCAUGCUGCAAGAGCCGGUCGUACAAGAUAUGGCUAUGCAAUAUGGACAGCGUUUGGCCGACCAGGGCAAACAGCUGGUCGAAAAUCAGUUUAGCAAAUGGGUACCUGUGGCCAAAUUAAAGUAUUACUUUGCUGUCGACAAUAAUUAUGUCAUACAUAAAUUAAGUUUACUCUUCUUUCCAUUUACCCACAAGGACUGGUCGCUAAAAUAUGAUCAAGAAAAUCCGGUACAACCCAGGUACGAUAUAAAUGCACCCGAUUUAUAUAUACCCACAAUGGCAUUUAUAACGUACGUCGUCGUGGCUGGUCUUAUGUUGGGUCUACAAAACCGUUUCUCCCCUGAAAAAUUAAGUAUACAAGCUUCCAGUGCUUUGGCUUAUUGUAUAUUCGAAUUAGUGGUUUACUGCAUUACUUUAUAUGUCGUGAAUAUUAAAACAAGUCUAAAAACUUUAGAUUUAUUAGCUUUUGCCGGAUACAAAUUUGUAACUAUAGUGGCCUGCCUGUUAACAAGCACAAUACUUCACGGUCUUGGGUAUUAUAUCGCUCUCACUUAUUGCAGUUUAACAUUAGGAUUCUUUUUGUUACGCACAUUAAAAACAAAAGUACUACAUGAAUCUGCACCCACAAAUCCCACAGGGGCCAUCAAUUAUGAUCCUUAUGGUAAUCCUCAACAAUUGGACUAUACCGGAGGACGUAAACGGAAAUUAUAUUUUUUAUUUUUAGUCGUGGGGGGUCAAGCAUUUCUAUCAUUUUUGCUCUCAAAACAUUUGUAUUUUUCGGAAACGGACACUUUCGAAAUUAAAAAUGUACCAUUCUGAAUUUGUUAAUUACGGAUUAAAUUAUCCUUCUUUUUACAUCAUACGCAUCAUACGUUUAACAUCUUACGAAUGUAUAUAAAUUCUGAUUCAUAAUAUUUU
Messenger RNA from Glossina fuscipes, 1447 nucleotides. It is a transcript of the gene Yif1, whose product is annotated as protein YIF1B-B. Gene Ontology annotation, biological process: endoplasmic reticulum to Golgi vesicle-mediated transport. Gene Ontology annotation, cellular component: Golgi membrane; endoplasmic reticulum-Golgi intermediate compartment; endoplasmic reticulum membrane. NCBI's taxonomy places the organism in Eukaryota, Metazoa, Arthropoda, Insecta, Diptera, Glossinidae. The record is from RefSeq and is a predicted model, not a curated record. The transcript has 4 exons. Bases 155 to 1348 code for a protein of 397 amino acids.